This is a messenger RNA of Schizosaccharomyces octosporus yFS286, 6901 nucleotides long. Its product is annotated as U5 snRNP complex subunit Brr2. NCBI's taxonomy places the organism in Eukaryota, Fungi, Ascomycota, Schizosaccharomycetes, Schizosaccharomycetales, Schizosaccharomycetaceae. Gene Ontology annotation, molecular function: ATP hydrolysis activity; nucleic acid binding; ATP binding. Bases 114 to 6644 code for a protein of 2176 amino acids. The transcript has a single exon. Gene Ontology annotation, cellular component: nucleus. The record is from RefSeq and is a predicted model, not a curated record.
CUGUAGUUCUCUAUUCCAGACAAACCCAUCGACAUAUACACCACCUGCUUUUCUAACUAAAAGCUAUACUGUAUUUAAUAGCAUAGGGAACUUACCGUCCGCCACUCACAAUCAUGUCGAGUGCUAAUUCCAAAGGAGGGUCGAAAGAUCCCUCCAAACAUGGAAGUGACAAGGAUAAACCUAGAAUUGACACGUCGCAGUAUAGUUACAAUGCGAUGUCAAAUUUGGUUACGCAACCUGAUCGAAGAUUUGUUUCUAGACGUGACACUGAGCCUACGGGUGAACCAGAGUCUCUUGCGAAUCGCGUUAAUGUAUCUGAAAUGGGUACUCGUGCACAAACGAGUAAAGCAGAGACUCUUCCUCAAGGGUUUACUCAAGAGGUACAGGAAGACCGUGUUCCUGUUGCUGAGGGAUAUCCUGCGAGGACUGAAGCUAAAUUACCUAGGCGUAAAGGUACACCUGGCUCAACUUUGCUAGGCGCUUCUGAUACCUUAGAAUCUUUAAGAUACCAACCCUUAACGGAUGAGACACGCGAAGUAUAUGACUACAUUUUAGCCUUUGUGCAACAAUACUUAGGUGAUCAGGCACCUGAGGUCUUACGAUCUGCAUCCGACCUGGUAAUUGAAAUCAUUAAAGAUGAUACCUUAGUAGACUCAAGCAAAAUUGAACAGGUGAAUGAGAUUUUAGGUGCCAAGGUCCCUAACGAUCGGUUCUCCCAAUUAGUUAAUCUUGGUAAUCGUUUGACUGAUUAUACAAAGGAGAAAGAAACUGCCAUGGACGAAAGGGACUUGUAUGAUUCAGGUGUUCCUGUUUUGUUCAAUGAAGCAGAUGAAGAAGAAGAAGCGGUUGAAGCAAUGGAAGAAGAAGAAGAAGAACCCACUGCCGCCGAAUACGAAGGUGUAGAAGACGAAGGAGUUCCUACAGAAGACCAAGACACAGAAGUAGCCGUUAUUUCUGGCAAUGCUAAAAAAGUAUCUGAAGAUUCAAGACUUCAUCCUAGAGACAUAGAUGCAUUUUGGCUCCAAAGAGAAGUUGCAAAAUAUUAUCAUGACGCACAUAUUUGUCAAGAAAAAACCAGUCUUGCAUUCGAUUCUCUUUCAUCUAAUGUUGAUCUCGGUGAACUUGAAAAUGAUUUAAUGAAUAUUUUUGAUUAUGAGCAUUUUUCUUUGGUACAACUAUUAACGAAAAAUCAGUGGAUGAUAGUUUACUGCACUCUACUUAAGCGAGCUCCCGAUACAAAGGAACGCUUAAAUAUUGAGACCCAUAUUCGAGAAGCUGGCCAGUCCUGGAUAUUACAAUCUUUGGAGUAUAAUGUACCUAUUCCUUCCGAGGUUUCACAACAAGAUGCAAAAGCUUCCGUAGAUGGACAGACACUUACUCCUGUUGAAGAUGCGGCACUCAGGCCCAGUGCUGACCAGGCGAUCAAUAAAGUAACUCCCAAACAACAAGUAAACUUGGAGAACUAUGUGUUUUCGGAAGGUGCUCAUCUCAUGUCGAAUAAGGCAGUCAAGCUUCCUGAGGGGUCAUUCCGACGUACUGGUAAAGGAUAUGAAGAAAUACAUGUUCCUGCUCCAGCGAAGGCUACAAUGAAGCCAGAUGAACGAUUAGUAUCUGUGAGUGAACUUCCUGAAUGGGCACAUGGAGCAUUUCCUAAUACGCCUACGUUAAACCGAAUUCAGAGUCACUUGUUUCCAAUCGCUUAUGGGACAGAUGAAAAUGUUUUACUUUGUGCUCCUACUGGUGCAGGUAAAACUAAUGUGGCUAUGCUAUGCAUUUUAAAUGAAUUACAGAAACACCUCAAUUCUGAUCUUUCUUUUCAAAAGAAUGAAUUUAAGAUCGUUUAUAUCGCGCCAUUGAAAGCAUUGGUCCAAGAAAUGGUUAAUAAUUUUUCAAAGCGCUUAAACCCAUACGGACUUCAAGUCUCAGAAUUAACUGGUGAUAGUCAGUUAACUAAGCAACAGAUAACGAAUACCCAAGUUAUUGUCACAACACCUGAGAAAUGGGACAUUAUUACCAGAAAAUCAAAUGAUUUAUCGUACGUGAAUCUAGUUCGCUUAAUAAUCAUUGAUGAAGUUCAUUUGCUACAUGAUGAAAGAGGGCCGGUUUUGGAAUCUAUUGUUGCACGUACCCUUCGUCAUCAGGAAGAAUCUUUGGAGAGGAUUCGUUUAGUAGGCCUUUCAGCUACUCUACCUAAUUAUAGAGAUGUCUCGAGUUUUUUGCGAGUCAAUCCCAACAAGGGUUUGUUCUAUUUUGAUUCAACAUAUCGCCCUUGUCCAUUAAAGCAAGAGUUUAUUGGAGUAACUGAAAAGAAGCCAAUUAAGCGUUUGCAGGCUACUAAUGAAGUUUGCUAUGAGAAAACUAUGCAGCACGCUGGCAAAAAUCAGGUUCUUAUAUUUGUGCAUUCUAGGAAAGAAACUUAUAAGACUGCUCGUUUUAUACGAGAUAAGGCUUUAGAAGAAGAAACAAUUGGUCAUAUUUUGCGUUCGGAUGCAGCUUCUCGUGAAAUUUUACAAACCGAAGCUGAUACUACUAAAAACGAGCAUAUGAAAGAUCUUCUUCCCUAUGGAUUUGCUAUACAUCAUGCAGGAAUGCGACGAGAAGAUCGCCGAACAGCAGAGGAUUUAUUUGCGGAGGGUACAAUUCAAGUUCUAGUAUGUACUGCCACUUUGGCGUGGGGUGUCAAUUUACCAGCCCAUACUGUAAUCAUCAAAGGUACUCAAAUAUAUUCACCUGAGAAAGGUAUGUGGACAGAGCUUUCACCACAGGAUGUACUUCAAAUGCUUGGUAGAGCAGGUCGACCACAGUUUGACACAUAUGGUGAAGGUAUAAUUAUUACUGCACACUCUGAACUACAGUAUUAUCUAUCCUUGAUGAACCAACAAUUACCUAUAGAAUCGCAACUGAUGACUCGCUUAGCAGAUUGUCUAAAUGCAGAACUAGCUAUGGGUUCAGUUAGAAGUAUUGAAGAUGGUGUUGAAUGGUUGGGUUUUACUUAUCUAUAUGUUAGAAUGCUAAGAUCUCCUGGUCUUUACAGUGUAGGCCCGGAAUAUGAAGAUGACAAAUAUUUAUUACAGAAGAGAGCCGAUCUAAUUCAUUCUGCUGCUUUACUUCUUGAAAAAUGUAGGCUUCUUGUUUACAACAAAGAAACUGGUACGUUAACGGCCACUGAAUUGGGCAAAGUUGCUGCCAGCUACUAUGUAUCUCAUAACUCAAUGGCUACAUAUAACAGAUUAUUCAAUCAGUCUAUAUCUUUCAUAGAGCUCUUCAGGAUUUUUAGCUUAUCGGAUGAAUUCAAAUAUAUACCCGUACGAGAGGAAGAAAAGGUUGAACUCGCAAGACUGUUAGAGCGCGUGCCAAUUCCUAUACGUGAAGGCCUUGAUGAUUCUUCAGCGAAGGUCAACGCAUUGUUGCAAUCAUAUAUUUCAAGGCAACAGCUUGAUGGUUUUGCUUUAGUAGCAGACAUGAUUUAUGUAACGCAGUCUGCAGGAAGAAUUAUGAGAGCAAUCUUUGAAAUUGCCCUUCGUCGUGGGUGGUCCUCUGUUGCGAAGAUGGCAUUAGACACUUGCAAGAUGAUUGAAAAGCGUCUUUGGCCCACAAUGAGUCCCUUAAGACAAUUUCCAAACUGCCCCAAUGAAGUAAUUCGACGAGUUGAAAAGAAAGAUUUUUCUUGGUACCGCUAUUUUGAUUUAGAUCCUGCUGAGUUGGGUGAAUUAAUUGGCGUUCCCAAGGAAGGAAGACGGAUUUAUAAUAUGGUUCAGUCAUUUCCAAGAAUCAAUGUAGAAGCUCAUAUUCAACCUAUCACUCGAUCAUUGCUGAGAGUUGAAUUAUCAAUAACUUCUCAGUUUACUUGGGAUGAUUCCCUUAGUGGUACUUCUGAGGCUUUUUGGAUACUUGUUGAAGAUGUCAAUGGUGAGAAUCUAUUGCAUUACGAACAAUUCUUUUUGCUCAAGAAGUAUCAGGAAGAUGAACAUAUUGUGAAUUUUACUGUUGGCUUGACGGAGCCUCUUCCUCCUAAUUACUUCAUUACUGUUGUAUCAGAUCGUUGGUUACAUUGCAAUUUCAAAGUACCGUUGUCAUUUAAGCGGUUGAUUAUGCCCGAGAAAUUUCCAGCCCCAACACCUCUUCUUGAUUUACAGAACGUUCCUAUUACUGCCUUAGGAAAUCCUGAAUAUAUUUCAUUAUACGAGUCUCAAUUCAGUCAUUUUAACAAAUUGCAAACUCAGGUUUUUAAUGCCUUAUACAAAUCAAAUGAUACCUUGUUUAUUGGCGCUCCCAACGGUAGCGGAAAAAGUGUUUGCGCUGAACUUGCAUUAUUGAAUAAUUGGAAAAAUCCCGACGCUGGUAGUGCUGUCUAUCUUGCCCCAUUGCAAGAAAUCGUGGAUCAAAAGUUUGAAGAAUGGAAAGAAAGACUUGGUAAUGUUGGUGAAGGAAAGGUGCUGUUUAAGUUGACAGGCGACCGAUCUGAAGAUCUGAAACUUAUUCAAGUUGCUGAUCUUAUACUUGCUACCCCAACUCAAUGGGAUUCGUUAUCAAAGAGAUGGAGAACAAUGCGCAGCAUACAUAAGGUCGAUAUGUACAUAUGUGACAAUCUUCAGUUAUUGGGUGGUACCCACGGGCCUCUUUAUGAAGUAGUACUCUCGAGAAUUCGUUAUAUGUCUUUGCAAUUAGAAAAGCAUAUAAGAAUUGUUGGUUUCUCUGUUUCUUUGGCUAACGCACGAGACCUUGGUGAGUGGUUAGGUGCUAAUCCUCAGAAUAUAUUCAACUUUAGUCCCAAGGAUAGGCCUAAUCCAUUAACAAUCCAUUUGCAGUCAUUUAGCAUAAGCCAUUUUCCAUCGCUUAUGUUGGCUAUGGCUAAACCUGUAUACCGUGUGCUUGUACAAAGUAUAUCUCAAAGAAAAUCCAGUCUUGUAUUCACACCUGAUCGGAAAGUCGCCAGACAGCUUGCUCUUGAUAUCGUUACAUUUAGUUUGGCAGAUGAAGAUGAAUACCAGUUUUCUGUAGCAGAAACGGAAGCAAUUGAGACCGUCCAAGACGUUACUUUGCGUCAAUCUCUUAGACACGGAAUAGCAUUCGUUUCUGAAAUAACGUCGUCACACGACAAGGACAUUAUUGAGACCAUGUUUAAUCAUGGUCUUAUGAAAGUAUUAAUUGCUACACAUGAUGUAAUAUAUUCUUUGAAUGUCAAGUCAAAUGUGGUGAUUGUUAUGGGUACUCAGCAAUAUGAUGGAAAAGAGCAUCGAUACAUUGAUUAUCCAAUCAGUGACUUACUGCAAAUGCUAGGUUUCACUGCAAAUAUGAGAACCAAUGUCGUUAGUCAGGCCGUUCUAUUGACGGUAAAUACUAAGAAGGACUACUACAAGAGAUUCUUAAAUGAACCAUUACCUAUGGAAAGUCACUUGCAGGUGUGGCUUCACGAUGCUUUUGUUUCGGAAAUCUCAACGCAAACUGUUGAAAACAAACAGGAUGCUGUAGAUUGGUUGACAUGGACUUACAUGUAUAGAAGAUUGGUUGCGAAUCCUACGUAUUACGGUCUUCAGGACAUAACCCACGAAUCCGUUUCAGAAUUCCUUUCAGAUAUUGUUGAAACCACUAUGAAUGAUCUAAACGAAGCCCGUUUGAUCACCGUGGAUGAAGAAGAUGACAGUUGCGUACCCCUGAAUUUGGCAAUGAUUGCCUCGUUUUACGGGAUUACCUAUGUCACCAUGCAGACUUUUGCUCUAAGCUUAACAGAGCGUACCAAGAUGAAAGGUUUAUUGGAAAUUGUGACAUCUGCUGCGGAAUAUGAACAAUUGCCUAUAAGGAAAUAUGAGGAUAUUGCCUUAGCUCGUAUACAUUCACGGCUACCGGUUCGCCUAAGUAGCCCGGAUUAUGAGGAUUCUCACACAAAAUCUUUUAUUUUACUAGCUGCCCAUUUUUCACGUUUUGAACUACCUGCAGAAUUGGCGUUGGACCAAAAGUUCUUACUUAGCAAAGUAUUGAACUUGCUCAGUGCAUGUGUCGAUACUCUCUCUUCCGAAGGUCAUCUCGUCGCUUGUAUCAGACCAAUGGAAAUGUCCCAGAUGGUUACUCAGGCUGUCUGGGAUCGCGACAGUCCGUUGAAACAGAUUCCCUAUUUCGAUGAUGCAUUGAUUAAACGCUGCAACGAGAAGGGUGUGCAAGACGUUUUCGAUGUGAUUGACAUGGAUGACGAUGAACGCGUGAAGUUGUUGCAAAUGGAUAAUGCUCACCUUGCCAAAUGUGCAGAAUUUAUUAAUAAAUACCCCGACAUUGACAUUAAUUUUGAAGUUCAUGAUUCGGAUAAUGUACAUGCAAACGCGUCCACAUUGUUGUUAGUGCAAUUGAACCGGGAAGUUGAAGAAGAGGAGGAUAUUGAUAUCACAGUGUUUGCCCCUUAUUUCCCCGUGAAGAAAACGGAGCAUUGGUGGUUAGUGGUUUCCGAUGACCAGAAUCUUUUAGCGAUUAAGAAGGUCACCUUGGGUCGAUCCUUAACCACGAAACUCGAGUUUGUACCACCCGAAAUGGGUAAAAAGUCAUUUAAACUCAGUUGCUUCUGCGACUCCUAUAUGGGGGUUGAUUAUGAAAAAGAAUUUUCUUGUGAUGUUUUGGAGCCUUUGGACGAAGAAAUGGAUGAUGCAGAAGAAUAAACAAUAUUUAACGCUUAUUAAUUUCGGCUUGGAGAAUUCUGCUGAUUCGAUUAUUAUUAUCUUGCGAUUCUUUAUACAUGAAGGAAUUUAAUGAAUGCUUUCUUCUAUUUUGGAUGAAGCCGGAGUGAAAGCAGAAAAGGAUUUGGAUCAGGCUAAUGACUGCUUCUUGGCCGUAAUAGAGUUAGUUUAGAGGAAUUUAUUUAUAAUGAGGAUAACAUCGUUUCGGUUUUGUAAAUAAUAAAUGGAUUGAUUUUAUA